GGGUAUUUUUUCAGUUCGUAUGGAUUGUCGGUAUAGUUUGUCAUUUUUGUCCACCAUGUUCGUACUGUUUGUAUGUCUAAAAAACACCCGUGUUGACUUUGGGAAGGAGCCCCUCUAUAUAGGGAUGGAGCCUCCAAAGUCAACUCGGGAGUUUUUUCCCGUUCGUAUGGAUUGUCGGUCUAGUUUGUCAUUUUUGUCCACCAUGUUCGUACUGUUUGUAUUGUCAUUUUUGUCCACCAUGUUCGUACUGUUUGUAUGUCUAAAAAAACACCCGGGUUGACUUUGGGAAGGAGCCCCUCUAUAUAGGGAUGGAGCCUCAAAAGUCAACCCGGUUGUUUUUUCUUUUUGUAUGGUUUGUAUUGUUUGUCGGUCUAGUUUGUAUUGUUUGUACAGUUCAUACGUUUGUAAUGUUUGUAAAUCUGUUUGUAUGUUUUGUCGCUCUAGUUUGUACUGUUCGUAUGUUUGUAUGGUUUGUACUGAUUGUAAAUUUGGUUUGUAUACUUCAUAAUUUUCCAUAAUACCCAAACAACCCCUGUCAUUAAUUAAAUAGCCCUUCCCACUUUUUAACCAUUGGAUUGAAGUGUCCAGAUCUAAGGGCUGGGAGGGGCUUAGUCAAGUGACUAAGCACCCCCCCCCCUUAGUCACUGGAUCCGCUCUCGUAUCAGAGCCUCUCCGCGUCCCUCUUGAACGAUGGUGGGGCAAACCUCAACGAGGGUGUUGAGUCCCAAGGGGGGGUAUUUGUAACACCUUAGGCGAAUCCCACAUCGACAAAGCACGGGAGAGAUCCAUGGUUCAUAAGUAGGAAACCGACCUUAACUGACAAGACGCGUUUUGGGGUGUAAUGGAAGAGUUCUUGUGAGAACUCCGAAGUUAAACGUGCUCAGUGUGGAGUACAACAAGGAUGGGUGACCUUAUGGGAAGUCACCUUGAAUUGCACCCCAAGAGUAAAACCGUGAGGGUCGAGGCCCAAAGCGGACAAUAUCUUGUCGGGAAAAGGUUCGGGAUGUUACAAUUACCUUGUUGAGGAUACUCUUUAGUCGGUUGGCUAGGACCUUGGAAAGUAUCUUGUACAGGAUCAAGACGAUAGCAACAAAAAUAAGAAUCCAUGGCCUACUUGCCUAGCUGGCUCCAUUUGCCUAAAUCGUACUGUCUCUAUCUCUGUUUCCUUGGGAAUUUGUUUAGCUCCAUUACUAUUGUUUAAAAAAAAUAUUUAUAGAAUAAUUUCAAUGUCUAAUGGUACAAAUUCAUCUUACAUCUAUACCUUUUUGUUACAAAUUAACAAAUAUGUCUCCUUACUGUUACAGAACUAUUAAAUUUCUUUGGGCUAAUACCACUACAACACCCGAACUAUGACAAAAAUGCCACUUGUGUCCUAUUCUUUUCAAUAUUCUAUUUGUGUCCUGAACUAUGAUACUUUGUGACAUUUGUAUCCUGACAAUUUUGUUGACCGUUAGAUAUAACGAUUGACCAGAUGGUUUUGAAUAUGACGUCAGAUUUGGGCCAACGUGGCAGAAACAUUGAUUGCCACAUAAGAUUUUUAAUUAAAAAAUAAUUAAUAUUUAUAAAAAAAUCUCUUCUCUCUGCAACUUUUCUCCCUCUUCUUCUUGUCUCGAUGGUACAAAGUGUCGCUGACGUUGGCGGCCAUGACGGCGAUGACUGAUGACUCCGGAGGUGGAGACGACUGCGACAAUGGCAACGAUCGACAAGCAGAUCUGAGGAGAUACGACUGCGAUGAGAUUGGCGACGACCUGGAGGAUGCGCAAGGUCGAUGCAGAGCAAGGCAGACAGAUCUGAGGGAGGAGAUGAGAGGGAAUUGGAAUAGGAGUCUGCGACGUGAGACGGACUCGGGUCUGUGCGAUGGUGGUUGUGCGAGAGGAAUCCGAUUUGUGAUGGUGGUCGGCUCCUGAUGAAGAAGUCGUAUAUGUGCGCCUUCUUUGAAGAAGCAGCCAGAUGCAGAGGAGGAAGACGAGCGCCGCCCUCUGCUCGCCGUCUCUUGGAUAAAUGCCUAGAACACUUGCCUAGCUAACCUGACUACCCACACAAACUUACACAAUAAAACCCUCAUAAACUAGCGGCGAGGCUUUCAAGCUCAGCGAAGCGGCAGUGAAGAGGGCAGUGCGGAGUCUGAAAUUGGGGGAAGAUGAUUUGAAGAUGGGUGCUUGGAGAAGAGGGAGAUGGACCAGAGGCAGGAGGAGACUGGUGACUUUGAGUUCGUCAUCGUCGACCAAGCUCUUCUUCAUUGCCUGGAAAUUGCGGAUCCGAACUCACGGCCAGCGGCCCCGUCUUCACCGUUACUGUCGAAAACCCCAAAUCUCAAGAAUGCAGUCGGCUGUGAGAGGGGAAAAAAGGGACACGAGAUUUUUAAUUUUCAUUGUUUUUUUAAUUAUUCUAUUAAAUAAAAAGUAAUUUAAAAUCCACAUCAUCUGCCACAUCAACGCUGACUAGAAUUUCUAUUAAAAACUAACAGUCAAAACAAGUCAAAUCUAACGAAAAAAUAGUUCAGGACAUAAAUGAAAUAUUGAAAAGAAU
Messenger RNA from Linum trigynum, 2529 nucleotides. Lineage: Eukaryota; Viridiplantae; Streptophyta; Magnoliopsida; Malpighiales; Linaceae. The record is from the annotation of a GenBank genome assembly.